AUGGCAGCUCCACCAGAGAAGCAGUCUUGGAUUCCACCAUCUCAAGAUUAUGUGAAAUUGAAUUCAAAUGCUUCCCUUCUCCAAAGAACGAUGACUGGUGGCUUGGGUUUCAUAAUCCGUGAUGCACAGGGAUGGCCUUUACUUGUAGCAUCAAAGAAAGGCUCCUUCAACACGGCUUUCUUGGGGAAGGCUAUGGGUAUUCACAUGGGGCUCCAGCAUGUUGCAAUGGCUAGGUACAAAAGGAUUCUUGUUGAAUUUGAUAAUCUGGUGGUCAUCCGUUACCUACAGGAUACCAAUCAUCUACCACCAAUACUAGCGGUGUCAGUCAUAGAUGAUAUUAGGAUUUUAUGUCAAUCCUUUGAUGCAUGCUCUUUCUCUUGUAUUCCAAGGUGUGUCAAUGUUGUUGCAGAUAGCUUGGCUUGGAAGGCUCUAUUAGUUGCUUGUUUGACAGUCUGGCCUGUUUCUACUCCUUGGCUCCUUCUCCUUUGCAAAGGUGAGGUGUCGGGUGCCUCAUGA
This is a messenger RNA of Telopea speciosissima, 516 nucleotides long. RefSeq lists its product as uncharacterized. Lineage: Eukaryota; Viridiplantae; Streptophyta; Magnoliopsida; Proteales; Proteaceae. The transcript has a single exon. The record is from RefSeq and is a predicted model, not a curated record. Bases 1 to 516 code for a protein of 171 amino acids. Gene Ontology annotation, molecular function: RNA-DNA hybrid ribonuclease activity; nucleic acid binding.